Messenger RNA from Triticum turgidum subsp. durum (durum wheat), 1881 nucleotides. NCBI's taxonomy places the organism in Eukaryota, Viridiplantae, Streptophyta, Magnoliopsida, Poales, Poaceae. The record is from the annotation of a GenBank genome assembly.
AUGGCCACCGCCAUGCAGCACGCCGCCGGCUCGAACGCGGCCGCGGCUGACGACGUGGAGAUGGUGGAGGCGAGCGAGCUCCGGCGGCGGAACAAGCCGCGCGUCGACGGGGAGGGCGGCGGCGGGGGCGCCGUCGCCGCUGCGGAGGAGGACGAGGCGCCGUCCGUGGAGCGCGCGUUCGCGGACCAGCGCGUGCCGUCGUGGCGGGAGCAGCUCACGGUGCGAGCCUUCGUGGCGAGCUUCUUCCUGGCCACCAUGUUCAGCGUCAUCGUCAUGAAGCUCAACCUCACCGUCGGCAUCAUCCCCUCCCUCAACGUCUCCGCCGGCCUCCUCAGCUUCUUCUUUGUCCGCCUCUGGACGGCCGCCAUGGAGAAGGUCGGCCUCCUCAGGCAGCCCUUCACCCGGCAGGAGAACACCGUCAUCCAGACCUGCGUCGUCGCCGCCUACGGCAUCUCCUUCAGCGGUGGCUUUGGUAACUACCUACUGGCCAUGAGUGAUAGAAUCGCUUCCCAGGCAGAUGAGGCAAAUAACCCUCAAAAUAUCAAGAAUCCGCAUCUUGGAUGGAUAAUUGGUUUCCUCCUCCUUGUCAGCUUCAUUGGGCUCUUUGGUCUAGUUCCUCUGAGGAAGAUCAUGAUCAUCGACUACAAGCUGACCUAUCCAAGCGGCACUGCAACGGCCUAUCUCAUAAACGGCUUUCACACGCCCCAUGGUGCCAAGAUUGCAGUGAAGCAAGUAAAGAAACUGGGCUUAUUCUUCGUGCUCAGCUUCUUCUGGGGUUUCUUUCAGUGGUUCUACACAGCCACCGAUACUUGUGGAUUCAACCAAUUCCCAUCAUUAGGGUUGCAAGCUUACCAAAACAGGUUUUACUUUGACUUCUCUCCUACCUAUGUCGGAGUUGGAAUUAUUUGCCCACAUAUUGUGAAUGUAUCUGUUCUCCUUGGAGGCAUCCUGUCAUGGGGAAUAAUGUGGCCUCUCAUAGCCAAGAAAAGGGGUAUUUGGUUCUCUGCCGAUCUUGCUGAUACUAGUCUUCAUGGAAUGCAAGGUUACCGGGUGUUCAUAGCCAUUGCCUUGAUUCUCGGUGAUGGCCUCUACAACUUUCUCAAGAUGCUCAUUCUCACAGCCUGGUCAUUAAGAUCUCAACACAAGAAGAGUAGCGCUAGUACACUUCCAAUCUCUGAUGAUGAACCAAGUAACAGUACUGCAGCUAUAUCAUACGAUGAGGAGCGACGCAAUGAACUCUUUCUAAAGGAUCAAAUCCCCUGGUACAUUGCAUAUGGAGGCUAUGCUGCUGUUGCCGCCGUAUCUAUUGGCACUGUCCCGCAGAUAUUCCCUCAGCUGAAGUGGUACCAAAUAUUGGUAGCCUAUAUCGUAGCACCGAUACUUGCCUUCUGCAAUGCCUAUGGAACUGGCCUCACUGAUUGGUCUCUCGUUACAACUUAUGGAAAGCUCGCAAUCUUUGCUUUCGGUGCAUGGACAGGUGCUUCACAUGGAGGUGUUCUUGCAGGUCUGGCUGCCUGUGGUGUGAUGAUGAGCAUUGUUUCUACUGCUGCUGAUCUGAUGCAGGACUUCAAAACAGGAUACCUGACACUGGCCUCACCAAGGUCAAUGUUCAUCAGCCAAGUCAUAGGCACUGCAAUGGGUUGCGUAAUUGCUCCCUGUGUUUUCUGGCUUUUUUACAAGGCCUUUGAUAAUAUUGGGAUCAGUGGAACUGAGUACCCUGCACCAAAUGCUGCCAUUUUCCGCAGCAUGGCAAUAUUAGGUGUCGAUGGCUUCUCAUCGCUACCAAAGAACUGCCUUACUCUCUGCUACAUAUUCUUUGUUGGAGCAAUCGUUGUCAACUUGAUAAGAGAUCUUGUUCCCAAGAAGUUGCUUCCGGCUUGA